This is a messenger RNA of Apaloderma vittatum (bar-tailed trogon), 645 nucleotides long. RefSeq names its product microtubule-associated serine/threonine-protein kinase 2-like. The record is from RefSeq and is a predicted model, not a curated record. Lineage: Eukaryota; Metazoa; Chordata; Aves; Trogoniformes; Trogonidae. The transcript has 5 exons. The coding region runs from base 1 to 645 and encodes 214 amino acids.
AUGGUUUAUGGAGACAAAAAUAUUGAUAUUGAUGCCAAAGGAUUGGAAUGUUCGCUGGAGAUGAUAACAGAGUCCACUCCAUUACGGUGCAGGAAGCUCAGCAAUCCUGACAUCUUUUCAUCUGCUGGCAAAACCAAGCUACAUCGUCAGCUAAGUCAAGAUGACUGCAAGCUACGAAGAGGCAGUUUGGCAAGUUCUUUGUCAGGAAAACAGCUACUUCCCUUAUCAAAUAGUGUCCACAGUGGAGUGGGACAGACAGCAUGGCAGCCACCUGGAGAUACCUCAAACCUGGUCCGCAUGAGAAACCAGUCUCUGGGACAAUCUGCUCCUUCACUUACUGCUGGUUUGAUGUUCUUUAUUACCUCUAAAUAUCUAAAAUCACCGAAGCGCAAGCAGAAGAAAAUUCUAAGAGUAGGAAAAGACCGAUAUUUAAUGCCAGAUAGUUCACCUCUCCCUGAUCUUGUUCUAGAAGUGGUUAAAAAGAAAAAAAGCGCUUCUCGGAUUUUGAGUAAUGAUCUGGAGGAUAGAAAGGCUCAGAUACAAAGACUUGAAAUUACCAACAAGCUGAAGAACUUCCAGCCGGUGCUGCUGCGCGUUCAGCCUGAUUUAUUUGGAAGGUUUAGCUCCCGAAGCCGUGCGGGUUAG